Molecule: messenger RNA, 4572 nt
Organism: Rhineura floridana
Lineage: Eukaryota; Metazoa; Chordata; Lepidosauria; Squamata; Rhineuridae
Gene: KDM4C
Product: lysine demethylase 4C
Exons: 23
Coding region: 432-3596 (1054 amino acids)
Biological process (GO): chromatin remodeling
Cellular component (GO): nucleus
Molecular function (GO): histone H3K36 demethylase activity; histone H3K9 demethylase activity
Source: RefSeq, a predicted model, not a curated record
ACAAAACAGUGAUACAGCGCAGGUCGCGCAAACACCUCCUUCGGUCACGUGACCUCCGAGAGGAAGUAAACGCCGUCGCGUUUCACGUCACGUGGCUCCACAGGGUUGCUUACGACGAGAGAGAAAGAGGAGGGUGUUGCGAGUGCGAAGCUCUUCACUGAUUGCGGUGCGCGUGCGCAGCCUCUAGCUGUCAUCCGCGUACAGAACAACAAGUCCCACCAAACGAGGAAGGGGGGCGCAAAUAGUUACAACCGCGGACGGAAGCGUCGAGGAAGUGCGGUAGGUCUUGGUAGGCUCCUACUUCCGCGUGCCCUGGCGCUGUGAAUCCUUCCAUGUCCAGUUUCCCUAUACAUAGCUGGGAAGUGACCUGUUUGUUCGGGUUAUGUAGAAGGCAGGUGUCAAGUCAUCAGCAGGUAUAACAUUGAGCAGACAUGGCUGCUCAAUCAUUGGACCCUCCUCUAAACCCAAGCUGUAAAAUUAUGACUUUUCAGCCUACAAUGGAUGAAUUCAGGGAAUUUAACAAGUAUUUGGCUUACAUAGAAUCAAAAGGUGCUCAUCGUGCUGGACUGGCAAAGGUGAUUCCUCCCAAGGAAUGGAAGCCAAGGAAAUGCUAUGACGACAUUGAUGGUCUGAUUAUACCAGCUCCAAUUCAGCAGAUGGUUACUGGUCAGUCGGGGCUUUUCACUCAGUACAACAUUCAGAAAAAGCCAAUGACUGUGAAGGAGUUCAGGCAACUUGCCUACAGUGACAAAUACUGUACCCCAAGACAUUUAGACUAUGAAGACCUAGAACGAAAAUACUGGAAAAAUUUAACUUUUGUGGCACCAAUUUAUGGAGCAGAUAUUAAUGGAAGCAUAUAUAAUGAAAAUGUUAACGAAUGGAACAUAGCUCAUCUUAAUACUAUAUUGGAUGUUGUAGAAGAAGAUUGUGGAAUCUCAAUUGAGGGAGUCAACACUCCUUAUCUGUAUUUUGGCAUGUGGAAGACAACGUUUGCAUGGCACACUGAAGAUAUGGAUCUCUACAGUAUUAAUUACCUCCACUUUGGAGAACCAAAAUCUUGGUAUGCUAUCCCACCAGAACAUGGAAAGCGACUUGAACGACUAGCUCAAGGAUUCUUCCCAAGCAGCUCUCAAGGAUGUGAUGCUUUUCUACGCCACAAGAUGACAUUAAUUUCUCCCUCAAUAUUGAAAAAAUACGGAAUUCCUUUCAACAAAAUCACACAGGAGGCAGGAGAGUUUAUGAUCACUUUCCCAUAUGGAUACCAUGCAGGAUUUAAUCAUGGUUUCAAUUGUGCAGAGUCAACGAACUUUGCAACAAUCAGAUGGAUUGACUAUGGAAAAGUAGCCAAGUUGUGUACCUGCAGGAAAGACAUGGUGACUAUAUCAAUGGAUAUCUUUGUGAGGAAAUUUCAACCAGACAGAUACCAGCUGUGGAAACAAGGGAAGGAUGUAUACUCCAUUGAUCAUACAAAACCCACCCCUGAAAUGACACCUGAGGUAAAGGCCUGGUUGCAGAGAAGGAGGAAAGCAAAGAGAUAUUCCAGCUUCCAGCACACCCGAUCACGGUCAAAAAAGCUUAAAACUCCAGAGGACAAGAAGGUAUCAACCAUAGUGGUUGGCACAGAAAUCACAGCCAUUGAAGCAGCUGCAGAUAGCUUCAAGGUCAAAGAAGAGCCAUCAGAAAAAGUAAAGGCAGUAAACACAGGAGUACCAUCUGGGGAAGAACAAGAUGUAAGAAGGAUGCAGAGAGAUCAGAAUUUGUUGGAUAACAAAAAGGUCUCAGGUCACAACUCUUCAAACUCACAUCUUAGCCAUGGUCCUCUAAUUAAAAAAAUACAUUCUGAAGCUGAAGAGAAAGGAGACCCCACCUUUGUGCAUUUUUGUUCUGAGGAAUCUGCACUGGCAUUACUUUCAUCUGCUAGCUGUUAUCGGGAAGAAAAUUUGAUCACUUCAAAUACUUCAAGGCAGGCUUUUGAGUACGCUUCUUCCGAAGCCGAGAGCUUGGAGAAAGAAGAAACUAGUAGCUUGUCUACAGAAGAGGAUGAUAUCAGUGAUAUUGAAAGCAGUGAAAAUGGCUUGGAGCCUGGAGAAAUAUCACUAGUAACUGAAGGAGAGAGAACAAAAACAUCUAAAAGUUGGCGUCAUCCACUAAGUAAACCCCCUGCCAGAUCACCUAUGACACUAGUUAAACAACAAGCAAUAAGCGAUGAAGAGCUGCCGGAGUCUCUCUUAAUUGAAGAAGAAAUACAAGAAACAGAGUCCUGGGCCAAGCCUCUUGUCUACCUUUGGCAGAACAGAGUACCAAAUUUCACUGCUGAAAAGGAAUACAAUGCAGCUGUUGCCAAAUUGGAACCCUGCUGUGCCAUCUGCACGCUCCUCAAGCCUUACUACAAGGCUGACAAACCUAAUGAAGAAAACUAUACUUGCUCAGCAACAAAACAAAGGGAAAUAUUUGUGACCAGCGAAAAGACAAAACCACUUAUUCCAGAGAUAUGUUUUAUUUAUAGUGAGGAGAACACUGAAAACUAUCCAUCUAAUGGCUUUAUUGAAGAAGAUGGAACAAGCCUGCUGAUUUCCUGUGUGAAGUGUUGUGUACAGGUCCAUGCAAGUUGCUAUGGUGUUCCUUCCCAUGAAAUCCAUGAUGGAUGGCUAUGUUCUCGAUGCAAAAGAGGAGCCUGGACAGCAGAAUGCUGUCUGUGUAAUUUGAGAGGUGGAGCACUCAAGCAAACUACUGACAGAAAGUGGGCUCAUGUUAUGUGUGCAAUUGCUAUUCCAGAAGUGAGAUUUGUUAAUGUCAUAGAGAGGACACCAGUUGACACAAGCAGUAUACCUUUGCAGAGGUUAAAACUGAAAUGUAUCUUCUGCCGACAAAGAAUUAAGAAAAUAUCUGGUGCCUGCAUCCAGUGUUCUUACGGACGUUGUCCAGCUUCUUUCCAUGUUACAUGUGCUCAUGCUGCAGGGGUGCUGAUGGAACCAGAUGACUGGCCUUAUGUUGUCUAUAUCACAUGUUUCAGGCACAAAGUCGGUCAAAAUGUGAAAACCAAAGCCUUCGAAAAAGCAGUUUCAGUCGGGCAAACCGUUGUAGCGAAACACAGGAAUACACGAUACUAUAGCUGCAGAGUAAUAGAAGUUACAUCUCAAGUUUUCUAUGAAGUCAUGUUUGAUGAUGGUUCCUUCAGCCGGGACACCUUCCCUGAAGACAUUGUGAGCAGAGACUGCCUGAAGCUAGGCCCACCUGCAGAGGGAGAAGUUGUUCAAGUGAAAUGGCCAGAUGGAAAACUUUAUGGAGCCAAAUAUCUAGGAACCAACAUAGCUUAUAUGUACAAUGUAGAGUUUGAAGAUGGUUCUCAGAUAGCAACAAAAAGGGAAGAAAUCUACACUCUUGAUGAAGAGCUGCCCAAAAGAGUGAGAGCUCGAUUUUCUACAGCUUCUGAUAUGAGGUUUGAAGACACAUUCUAUGGAGCUGACAUUAUACAAGGUGAAAAGAAGAGGCAGAGGGUAUUGAGCUCCAGAUUUAAGAACGAAUAUGUGGAUGACCCUGGAUAUCGCAGUUUCCUGAAAACCUCAUUCCAAAAGAAGUGCCAGAAGGGACUAUAAAAGAAAAAGUGAACUCAUGCUCCCUUGCUCUUUUUCUUUGUGUGUGGAGGGUACGCAAUUAUUAAAUGUGGGGUAAAAGAAGGAUAGAAGUCAUCAUCAUUUUGAAGAUCUAUCCUUACUGUCAGCCAUCUAGCUUGUGGUUAAAAAUACUGUUUGACACAGACACAGAGAGCCCUUUUUAACUAAAGGGCCCAAAUUUGGUGGGCUAAUAUGUUAAGAACUGUAUGUCUGGUUCACAUCAAGGAUUGAUCCGUGUCGUAUUGGGAAUGAGAGUCCCUGCCAAUAACAUGCAUAAGAACCCACAGUAUCACAAAUUGAUGAGCUCUUAGUCUUGCCUCCCACUGACAGUUGCAAGAGAAGUUAUACUUAUCUAGAUGUGGAUCUUCCUUCAGCCUCCAGAGUCUAGAAUUUGCAAUGACUUGUACAUUUUCCACAGAUAGGUUCAGCCUUUUUUGUUGCUAUGAAAUAGCUUUUUUUAUAUUAUAUAAUUUCAAAGCUUUUCCAAAACAAAUGCAAGUAUAAACAGCAUUGAGAUCCACAAAUGCUGCUGUACUGUCAUAACUUUGUACAGUGCUUCCUGCACUCUUUAUGCCUUCCCUGCUUUCAGUACUCUCUGGCCAUGACUCAGUUGUUGAAAUGGGAUUGGGGGAGGUUAUCUGUUAAGAUAUGGGGCAGGUGCUUCUAAAGAAGGAAAUCUUCAGGAAAGGAUGGUGGGUGUAUAUUUAAAGAGGGAAAUUUUUGGCAUCUAUUUUUAAACUUCUUUUCAUGAUGCUCUUGGGGUGGGCAGGAAAUGGCAAUUUGUACAAUAAAAUGUAUUUCAUUGUGUUUGUAAAAUUGGAGUUUACAUAUCUUUGCUUGGCAGACUAGUUUUGAACGAAUGUAAUAUAGUAAUAUAAUAUGGUCUUCCCUUUUUAAAUAAUAGUCUAAAAAUGUAAUAGUGUUUGAAAUAAAUAAAUGAUGUCCCUUUGCUUACUAA